Molecule: messenger RNA, 1386 nt
Organism: Trichoderma gamsii
Lineage: Eukaryota; Fungi; Ascomycota; Sordariomycetes; Hypocreales; Hypocreaceae
Exons: 2
Coding region: 1-1386 (461 amino acids)
Source: RefSeq, a predicted model, not a curated record
AUGGGCGACUCGUUACAGAAUCUCGCAACAGAGGCCGCCGAAGGAAACAAUGUCUCUCUUACAGCCUCAGCUGAAGCCUCCAAUGCUGAAGGCGACAUCUCUCAACCAGAAAUACGCCCCGAUAUCUUCAAGGCAAGCGGGACGAGGCUUCACUGGGAAAGGUGGACCAAAAGAAGAGCAAACGACGGCACUGGCGAUCCACACGCAGGAGAUGGCAAUUCGUCCACAGGAGAUGGCAAUCCGGCCCCCAGCGGCGAUCUUGAAUUCGAUUAUAUGUUUGGAUAUCCAAUAACAACAGAGCAGAUGCAAGAAUAUUGGCGGAUGGUUGGAUGGUCCACCAAUGAGACUUUGCGGCUUGAUAAUUACUACGUUUUUGAGAAAGCAGUGGCGAGAUUCGAAUUACCAAAGAGGGUCCAGGAAACAUGGCUCUUGUUCGAUCCCGGCGCCCGCAAUGUCGUCUAUACGGGGGCUUCUGUUUAUCACAGACAAGGGCUCGUGAGCACGACCAAGGGGGGCGCCAAGCCGGUCAAAGCAAUGGUCAUAUCACAAGUCGUCACGGAUUUUGGACACCGGUGCUGCGGCUUGGCCACGCAUUUCUUGAAUCUCCUUGCCCACCAAAUGGAUAGCAGGGAGGGCGAGGACCAUAUUGCUUUCAGCGUGCUGUAUAGCGGUCCCAAAACGGACCUCUUUCAAAGGUGCGGCUGGAGGCCACUUCCUGCUAAACAGCUUCGAAUCACAUUGGGAGGCUUGCAGUUCAGCGGCUUGAUGGAGUACUUCAAGCGGUACCCAAAGUAUUUGCGGCACAUGAGACAUUUGUAUUGGGAGCAUCUUGAAAAUUGGCUUGGUGAAAGCGAUGGUCUCUCCAUGAUGGCGAUGAGUGCUAUCAAGCACCCAACUGUACAUGCCCAAAUCGUCUUGUCGCGCGACUUUGUAGCGUGGCACUUGCGUCGAUCUUUAAUAAGGCACAGUAUAGUCAGACUACAACAACAGGCUCACCCUGUUGACAGCAGAAUCCCUGUGGGGGCCCAAUUCACUGAUGUGAAAUCAAACACUUCCAUCUCGGCGUUUUGGGCCCACGAGUCUAUAAAGCGAAGGCUGUGCGUGGGGUGCAUGGAAGUGCAGCGUCACGAUGGAAUGGAGGGGGGGAUCAGGAUGGUGCUUUCCAUGGCUGUAGAAGAGGCCAGCCAAUACGGCCUCAGAGAGGUCAUCUUGUGGGAACCAUCAGCUCAAAUCGUGGAGCAAGCCGAAAGGAUUGCCGCUGAAAUGGGCCAUGGCAUGACGGCAACAUGGGAAAAUCGAUCCGAGAUGAUACCAUGCUUCCGAUGGCACGGAGGAGAGUCGAAGGAGGUGAUAUGGACGGAAAGCGGAUACUUUGGCUCUGCCUGA